Phoenix dactylifera (date palm) is the source of this 1069-nucleotide messenger RNA. RefSeq lists its product as uncharacterized. NCBI's taxonomy places the organism in Eukaryota, Viridiplantae, Streptophyta, Magnoliopsida, Arecales, Arecaceae. Gene Ontology annotation, cellular component: endoplasmic reticulum membrane. The record is from RefSeq and is a predicted model, not a curated record.
CAUCGAUCGUUCGUUUGCUCUCUCUCUCUCUCUCCCUCUUUCUCUCCUUCGCUCUCCGCCUUUGAAAUUUCCUACGCUCCUUCCGUCCUCCGUUCGCGAUUCCCUCUCUUCUUCUAUAAAAACCCAACGCUUCUCUCGUCUCCUCUCUCGAUCGACCUAUUCCAGUCCCAGUCGGAAUCCUCCCCUGUUUCGAUUUCGUCUAUUUCUAUAUAUAUAUAAGAGUAGGAAAAAGGGAUUUAUAUAGAUAGAGAUUUAGGAGGAGGAGGAGGCGAUGGCGAAACUCUACGUCCAGGCGGUGCCGCCGGCGGAUCUGAACAAGAACACGGAGUGGUUCAUGUAUCCCGGGGUGUGGACGACCUACAUCCUUAUCCUCUUCUUCUCGUGGCUCCUCGUGCUCUCGGUCUUCGGCUGCACCCCUGGGAUGGCCUGGACCGUCGUCAAUCUGUUCCACUUUGCGAUAACCUAUCACUUUUUCCAUUGGAAGAAAGGAACUCCCUUUGCUGAUGAUCAGGGUAUGUACAAUACUUUGACUUGGUGGGAGCAGAUGGACAAUGGCAAGCAGCUUACACGUAAUCGGAAGUUUUUGACUGUGGUUCCUGUGGUUCUGUACUUGAUAGCCUCCCACACAACUGACUACCAGCAUCCAAUGCUUUUCCUGAACACGCUUGCAGUGAUUGUGUUGGUUGUCGCCAAAUUGCCUAACAUGCACAAGGUCCGCAUCUUUGGAAUCAAUGCAGGUAAUUGAAUGGCAGUGCUCGACAGAUAUCACAGUUGAUAUCUUUUUUGUUGAUUGCUGGAUCCCUAUAUGCUACAAAAUGUGGAGCCCAUCAUGGACUAGCAAGUAGCCCUUAAGUCUUUUAGUAGGUGGUUUGUAAUCUCUGUACAGAAAGCACUUAAAGAAGCUGGAAAUGUUUGUCAUGCUGUGUCUGAUAAAUUAAAGCUCUCUGUAGACUUUCAGGUUGCAAUCUUUUUUUCUGGUACAGUUCUCUCUUUGGGAAGGAAUUUGUUUUGCGGCUAUUUGUGGUGUUACUUUUUUUUUUAUUAUUCCACAUCCAUUUCUGGGCUUUUA